Messenger RNA from Carya illinoinensis, 516 nucleotides. RefSeq lists its product as uncharacterized. Lineage: Eukaryota; Viridiplantae; Streptophyta; Magnoliopsida; Fagales; Juglandaceae. The record is from RefSeq and is a predicted model, not a curated record. The transcript has a single exon. The coding region runs from base 1 to 516 and encodes 171 amino acids.
AUGGCGGAUGACCUGGAAGGACUGUAUGGCCACAUAUCCUUAAUGGAAUCUGAGGAAGAGGUGGUGUUUGUUGAUGAAGCGGUGGUUUGUGAUACCGUCUACAGGGGUGAAAAAUGCUUGAUAAUCCAGCUGCUGACUAUGAAACAUUACAAUAAGGAAGCAUUGAAGCAGAUGCUGCGAAGGAUCUGGCGGCCGAUAAAACCGAUGCAUAUUCAGAACCUUGAUUCCAAAUUUCUCAUUGCUGAGUUUGAGGAGAUAAAGGAUAAAGAGCGAGUGAUUCGAGAUGGUCCCUGGACAUUUGACAAACAGCUGGUGCUGGUGAAAGAUUUUGAUGGGGCGCAACAAACCCAAAUGCUGCAACUAUCCGAGGCGUUGUUUUGGGUACGAAUCCACAACUUGCCACUGAUGGCCCAAAACGAGACUGUUGGAAAAUUGAUUGGGAGUGCGCUGGGAGUUGUAGAAGAUGUGGAUUUAAUCGAGGGCGAGCUUUCAUGGGGCGAGUUCAUGCGGAUUUGA